GUUCGGCGCUCUGUUUUGAGUUUCCACGCGAUACAUUGACCAAAAAUCUACCGUCAAAUUCCGAUUGUGUGUGGUGUGCACGAAUUUACCGAAAAUCACCCGUUUUCUGCCAAAUUUCCCGAAAAAACCUUACAUUUUCCCUGCAAAUUUGUCUAGCUCGUGUUCAAAAUGAGUACAAUUAUGGAGAAAAUUGCGGCGAUCGAGUCAGAGAUGGCUCGAACGCAAAAGAAUAAGGCGACUGCUGGCCAUUUGGGUAUGUUGAAGGCCAAAUUGGCAAAGUUGCGUCGUGAAUUGAUCACACCAAAGGGUGGUGGCGGUGCAUCUGAGCAAGGAUUCGAAGUGGCCAAAACGGGAGACGCUCGUGUGGGUUUUGUCGGGUUUCCGUCGGUUGGCAAGUCAACGUUACUAUCAACAUUAGCCGGUGUUUACUCCGAAGUGGCAGCAUACGAGUUCACAACGUUGACAACGGUGCCUGGCUGUAUCAAAUAUAAAGGUGCAAAGAUUCAAUUGCUUGAUUUGCCCGGUAUCAUCGAAGGUGCCAAGGAUGGUAAAGGUCGUGGUCGACAGGUUAUUGCUGUCGCCCGUACGUGCAAUCUUAUUUUCAUGGUUUUGGAUGUGCUGAAACCGUUGCACCAUAAAAAAUUGCUGGAACAUGAAUUGGAAGGGUUUGGCAUUCGAUUGAAUCAAACACCGCCAAACAUUUAUUACCGGAAAAAGGACAAAGGUGGUAUUAAUUUUAAUUCAAUGGUGGCACAAAGUGAACUCGAUUUAGAUACAGUUAAAACCAUUUUAUCGGAAUAUAAAAUCCAUAAUGCCGAUAUCACGCUUCGAUAUGAUGCCACUUCGGAUGAUUUAAUUGAUGUUAUUGAAGGCAACCGUAUCUAUAUCCCAUGCAUUUAUCUGCUCAAUAAAAUUGAUCAAAUUAGUAUCGAAGAAUUGGAUGUCAUUUACAAGAUUCCACAUUGUGUACCCAUUUCGGCUCAUCAUCGCUGGAACUUUGACGAUUUACUGGAACUCAUGUGGAGCUAUUUGAAAUUGGUGCGAAUCUAUACGAAACCGAAGGGACAACUGCCGGAUUACAACUCACCAGUUGUAUUGCAUUGUGAACGCACUUCGAUCGAGGACUUCUGUAACAAACUUCAUCGUACCAUUGCUAAAGAAUUUAAAUACGCUCUUUGCUGGGGAUCAUCAGUGAAGCAUCAACCGCAAAAAGUAGGAAUCGAGCAUAUUUUGAAUGAUGAAGAUGUCGUUCAAAUUGUCAAGAAGGUCUAAACUCAACACUGACUGCACCGAGACUAUCAAGAUUUUUGUCUGAAAAUUCGUUAAUUUGAAAUCACACGAAUCAAACCCUCAAACUUGUUAUUUUAACAAAAACAAUAUUUUUUUUUUUAAAUAUACAAUAUUACUUAUGAUAAA
This is a messenger RNA of Sitodiplosis mosellana (orange wheat blossom midge), 1416 nucleotides long. It is a transcript of the gene 128up, whose product is annotated as GTP-binding protein 128up. Gene Ontology annotation, molecular function: GTP binding; GTPase activity. The transcript has 4 exons. Gene Ontology annotation, biological process: cytoplasmic translation. Lineage: Eukaryota; Metazoa; Arthropoda; Insecta; Diptera; Cecidomyiidae. The record is from RefSeq and is a predicted model, not a curated record. Gene Ontology annotation, cellular component: cytoplasm. The coding region runs from base 169 to 1272 and encodes 367 amino acids.